AUCGACAACGCCAACAACAACAAUAGCCACAGCAGCAAAAUAAUAAUCACAACAACCAAUAAUAAUAACAACAACACAAGCAACAACCACAACAACAACACGGAUCAAUACCAAAGAUGGAGGCAAAAUUCCUUGGCUGCCGCUCUUUCAUUCCUCUCGAUAUUUUUAGCGAUUUAUGCUCAAUCAUUUGCCAGCGAUAUUGCGAAUGAGAGCGACGGAGAAUCAAAGGAGCUUUUGCCACACGAUAUUAGCACGCCCAUCAUUUAUUACGGCGAUGCGAGUGUGAACAUCGGGCAACCGUUUGAGAUCCUUUGCAUAAUACCCAUUAGCGAGAAGAUCCAUUGGCUGCGCAAUAAUGAGUCGAUAACUCGCCACAAUUUCCGACAUGGCCAUGACGAUCAUUCGUAUCAGUUAUCGGAAUCAGCCAUCGAAGGGGAGUCGCACAAGAUCGAGGCGCAGCUGAAGGUGCGACAUGCGUUGAAGGUGCACGAGGGACGCUAUCAGUGCAACAACAAUCACCGUCAUGGCAAUGGCUUCCAUAUGCUGCGCGUGAACAGCAAAGAGUCGCUAGGUUCGACGGAAAGUGGCGGUGGCGGUGGCUAUCAAACGAUUGAUGAGAUGACGCCCAGUUCACCCAACGAUGUCUUCACCAAGACGUGGAAGGAGCAACAAAUGCCGCACAAUCCGCACAACAAUCGGCAACCAGCACAACAACAACAGCAACAUUAUUCCUAUGGUGGGGUUGGAAAUGCGUCGUAUAACGAAUUCACCACACAGUGGUACAACACUCCAGCUAGUGGUGGCCAAGACGAAAGAGCGAUUCAUCGCAUAUAUUCGGCAACACCGCCCGAUAUUCCACGAGCCCGUUUCGAAAUGGAGGAACAUACGGUGGCGGCGCGACCAGAGACACCCACCAUACUGUACAAUCAAACACUGCUCAACACUGCCACAGAUGAUGCUGCUGCAGCGUCGUCGUCAUCACCGUCAUCAUCAUCAUCGGCCAGCGCGACAAUAACAACCACACCGCAUCAUCGUACGCAUCAUCAACAGCAACAGUUGCAAAAGCAGUCGCAGCACACACUAAACGCUUAUCAACUGCCAGUGCCGCCGCAGCAUUCCGUGCAUCGCAAUGAGAAAUAUCAGACGUAUUCGCCGCAAUUUGUGCCGACAACAGCUAUAGGUGGCGACACCGUUACGUCGGCGACCACAUUACUCACCACGGCCCACAACAACAACUAUGGGCAAAUGCAGCAGCAGCCCAAGAUGCUCUUGCCUAUUCAGAAGGGGCCAGAUUCGUUGGUGCCAAAAUAUGACAACGAGGAGCUGCAAAUGGUAUUUUAUAAUAUACGAUCGCAUCUUGUGCUCAGCUGUGAGGUAAAAAAUGGGAAUCAGAGUGAUCUCAUAUGGAAAAAGAACGACACUGUGGUGAAUGAGUUGCAAACUCUGAGAGGCCGCUUUAGACUUAUCAAGGAUGAAGGAAAGUUCGUGAUUGACAAGGCGGAAGUUAGCGACGAUGGUCGUUACAGUUGUGAAUUAAAUGGCGUGUCCAAGAAUAUAACGGCGAUUUCUCGCGUGCUUGUCCGAGUGCCUUCAAAUAACGGUGUUGUGGAGGGUGAGAAAUUGACCAUCCCCUGCACAGUGGUCGGUAGUGAAGCUAGAUUGUCAUGGAGCUUUGGCAAUUACACAAAUGUAACAGCGAGCACAGGUCGUUAUAUACUGAAAAAAGAUGAGAGUGCUAAUGUCGAGAAUGCAAUUCUAAUCAUUGAGAAUGUUACUCUGGACGACAGAGGCGAUUACACGUGCUCAGGCAACAAUGCGGCCCCUGAAUCUGCCUCCGAUACUGCAACUGUUCGUGUUAAGGGCAAAUUCGCUGCCUUGUGGCCUUUCCUGGGCAUCUGUGCUGAGGUGCUGAUUCUUUGUGUGAUCAUUCUCAUCUAUGAGAAGCGACGCAACAAGAGUGAACUGGAGGAGAGUGAUACUGAUCCCCAAGAACAGAAAAAGAAAAGGAGAAAUUAUGAUUAAAAUUCCUAAAGACAGCCUAAAAACGAAAAGAAAAAAAUAAAUAAAAAAUGAAAGCAUUAUAUUAUAUACAUAAUAUACACAUACAACUAGCAAAAUGAGUGUUGUCACAAAAGAUCCAAGCCCCCUUCCCUAUCUCUCUCACACACUCUAUCUCUCUCUAUCUGACCUAUACCCCAAACAAAACAACAAUAUCCUGUCUCGAGGACCUCUAUCCAAAAAACAAAGAUACCCCAAGAAUUGUCUGCGAAUAUUGUUUAGUAAAAUUGUAUUUUAUUAUAAAAGAAAAAAGAAGAAACCAAAAACCAGAUUAAUAUUAAACAAAGGAUGGAAAAUUAACAUUAACAAAUGAAAGUGAUAGCAGUUAAAUGAACACUAAAAAAAACAAAAUCGGAACACUAGUAAUUAAAUAUAUAAAAUAACAAAUAAAAUAAAAACUAAACGAUCAAUGGGAUCCACGAAGUUGGCACGACGAUGUUGAUGACGAUGAUAACACGAUGAUGGUCCAGAACCCAACACCGAAUCCGCAGUACUCUUAAUACAACAACUACAACAAUUACAACAACUAUUAAAGAUGUAUCACGCCCACUUCCCCCAGUCCCAAAAGCAGUUACUCACAUACAUACAUACAAUACAUACAUAUAUUAACACAUACAUGUGUGUGUACGUAGGUUGAAUCGCCAUCUUAAAAGAAAUGUUGUACAUAACCUAACAAGUUUAUUGUUUACAUCUAGAAAACCAACAAAGAAAAGAAAAAAGUAAAAGAGAAAAAAAACGUCGAGGGUUCCGUCUUCAAUCUCGCGUAUUUAUUUAUAUAUGGGAAUUUCAUUUGUAGCUAGUUUUCUUCGGGGUGUGUUUAAGUUCAAGUUUCUUGGGUGCGAUCAAGUGAAAAUACUUCUCAAAUCUUCAAGAAAUAAAAGUACGAACAUAACAAGAGAUAAAAGAACAACCAAAACAAAAUGAAAAUGAAGAAAAACAAAAAAACAAAACAAACAAAAAACCAAAAAAAAACUGUUGAAAGAGAAAAAUGUUAAAAUUUGUUUAUUAAUAUUAGUUAAUAAAAAUAAAGAACUUUUUAAACAAUUAAGUAGCGCGUUAUGAGUAUAUUUUAAUAACAAAACCAAAUAAAAGAGAAAAACAAAAUACAAAUCAAAUAAUAUGAAAUGAUAAUGAUAAUGAUGAAAAUGAAAAUAUGAUAAAAAUUGAUCGUAUAAGAAGACGAAGAAUAACAACAACAACUACAUUGUAAAUUUGCAUAAUUUUAAACAAAUUGCGUACUGCCAAAACUUGUAAAGUUCAGUACUAUUUGCUUACUUUUACUAUGAAAUAUGAUUAUUAUAAUUAUGUUAUGUAUGAUUACGAAAUUAUGACGACUUUGCCUCAUUUUUGCAAAAACAAAAAACAAAAACUAAAAUUAAAAACAAAAACAAACAGAAACAAACAAGCAAAUCAAAAAGUAAAAUACAAACAAAACCACUGUUAAAUAAUUCAUUAAUUGAUUUCUGUUAGUUGUUAAACCUUUUUGGUUGUAUAUGUAUGUGUGUGUAUAAAGAAAACCAAGUUAAAAUACUAAAGCGGUCUUCAAUUUUCAACAAAAAAAAAAACCAAAAACCAAAACAAACAAAACGUAUACUUAAUCUGAUUCUGAUUCUGAUUCUGAAUAUCCUUAGUUGACUUUUCAAAACUUCUCAUAUUAGAUUUCUGUUUUUCACUUUUUUGCCGCCACCAAAGCUUUAAAUAUUUAUAUAUAUAUAGUAAACUGUGUUCUCAGUAAAAACAAAAUAAAUAAAAAAUAAAUAAAUUAAUAAUGAGGAUAAAUUAUUAUGUUGACAUGUGCAUAAAACAACAUGAGACAUUUGUAUAGUAAACUAAUAAACUAAUAAAUAAAAUCAUAAAUAAUAUAAAUAACCGUUCUUGUUAUAUACGAAAACAAAACAAAUGGAAAACUAAUGCAGAAAAUGCAAAAAACUGAAUCAUCGUGUGUGUAUGUUCGAUAUCGAUACAUAUAAAAAACCAUAUAUACAUAUAUACAUGGAUAUAUAUACAUUAUAUAUAUAUAUGGAGAUAUUUAGAAACAAUUAAAUAGCCUAGCAAAAGAUACUUUGAAACCGUCGUAAUCGUAACACUCUCGAUUGAUCAAUAACAAGUGAUCGAUAUCGAAAUCGAAAUGAGCAAAAUCUAGGGUUUUUUGUGCAUAAGUUUUUUAUUGUACAGUUUGUGGCUUAUUUGUGUAACGACUAUUUGUGACUAUAUAUAAUAUAUAGAUCUACAUAAUUAUUAUGUGUAUUGUAUACAGCAGACAAAUUGUUUAUUUACGCCCCCAAAAAAACUUUCUCUAACUCCUCCCACUCCCACUCACACACACACACAUACACACUCGCAGACACUACGACAGACGUACGUACAUACACAUGUGUACUAUAUGACACACAUUCACACACACACACACACACACACACACACACAUGUAACCUCUUGAACUGAAUAAGUGAGCCCACGUUGCGUAUACACACACACACAAACACACACCAACAGGAAGAAGAACAGCUACGAUACCUAUUUACUGCUAUAAUGUAUGACGUAAUGUUACCCACAAACAAAAACAACAACAAGAACGACUAUUGAACAUACUACAAAAUAACAACAACUUUAAACACUCGUCAACUAUUGCUAUAUACUACAAAGAAAAAGAAAAACCAAAAAAAGAAAGAAAUACUAUACAUUAUAUAUACACUUAUAUACAACAAGUACAUACGCAGUAUUGUAUGUUUUUUUUAUGUACAGUAAAAACGACAACAACAACAACAAAAACAAAACAAGAACAAAGCCUGACAAAACAAAUCGUGUAUCCUAUAAAUCCUCAGUAUAUAUUUAUUUAUGCCUUUCUUUUCGAUUGUUUAUAUUAUGAUAUGUAUGUAUUAUGAUUAUUAUCGAUAACAAAACCAAAUACCAAAAACCAACAAAAACAACAACAACAACUGGCACACAAUUUUACUCUCCCGCGUUAAGCGCUUCAUGAAAAAACAAAAUUAUAAGUAAGCGAAUCUAAUAUAAUAUUAUAUUUAGAUAUAUAGAUAUAUCUAUAUAUAUAAACUUAUGUGUAUAUAUGCGAUAUACAUAAAUAUUAUUAAUGAUAACAGGUAAUUUUAAUUAGCUUUAAGCCACGUUACAACCAAUUUGGAACCAUUCAAACAACAAACAAAAACCGCAACUCCAACUACAGAUGUAUAUUUCAUCAUGUAGUCUCAAAAAUCACCUCAAAUGUUUCACCUUUUACGAUCAUUUCAGUUUCAACACUCAAAAAAAGCUAACAAACAAACAUAAAUCCAAAAAUAAACACACAAAAUUAGUUACACGAUAAUAACGAAUGAAUGAUCGAUAAUGAUCAAAGAUCGAAUAUCGAUUGCAAGUCACACGUUUUACCUCAACUAAUUGGUAUUCGUGUUAAUCCCCCCGUUCCCUAAGCAACUCCAGUGCCUAAAGAUGUGCACUUUUGUCAUAGUUAUCGAUAUCGAUAUGUUGUGUAUCGAUCAAAUUUGUCGUCGUUACGUUGUUUCCGUUGUCCUCUUAAUGUCCUCGUAACUCUUUGUAGUGUAAAGUUAGCCUAACAAAAUGAAAUUGCCUUAGGGUUUCAGUAGAAUAACAAGAAGAAGAACAACAAUUUGCUAAUUGUAAUGCAAGAAAACAAACUCUCCAAAUCGAAUGUAUUCUCCUGAUUGAUUUUGUAGAAGCAAACGUCGUAGAAACGUGUGACUUGCUCUCUGACAUACUAGGCGUAUAAUCAAUUUGUAUGAAAUACUCUAUAAUCCAGUUAUAACUACGGGUAAAUCAUUUAUAAUAAAAAAAAACAAAACAAAAAACAGCAAACCAAUUAUAUAGAUUAUACAAUGAGAUCCCGUAAGACAGCCAAAAAUAGAUAAAAAAAAAAUGUUUUUUAUUUUAAAUUGAACAAUGAAAUUGAUAGAAGAGAAAUGAAAAGCAAAUCAAUCAAGUGCCCACAUAUUAAGAAAAAAAAAAACCAAAAAACAAUUAAUCAUUCGAUAGCUAGCCGAAAGAAAAUACCAACACCAAUAUCGGACGAAAAGUUUUUAUCUAUUUUUGGUUAUCGAUAUACGAUAUUCUGGCAGCAUGUGAAAUCCAGGCGUCUUCAAACUGUAUUUAAUUGCUACAUAACAUCAAAUGAACUAUGAACUAUUUAAACUAUGAUUUUUUAGCAAUUUAUAUAGACAUAGUAAUACUACUAUAUAUGGAAAGAUGGAAGAAGGGAUGUAGAGCAAAUGUUUAAACAAAUCACAAGUCAACAGGGCACAGCGCUUCUUUAACUAUUAAAAAAAUAUUCAUUUCGAUGAGCAACUUUUUUAAAACCAACGCUAAACUUAACUAAACUAACUAUAAACUAAACCAAAAACCACAAAAAAAAAAAACUAAAAUACUAUAAAUAUGGAAAAUGCAAACUUUUUAAACUAAUAUUGAAUUGAACCCAACAAAGUGUUCAUUAAACUAAAAGCAACAACAAAAUGAUUACAUAUAUAUACAUAUGCAUAUACAAUAUUAACGUAUAUGUGUGUAUUCAACACGACAUUUUGUAUGGCUAAUGGCAUUAAAAAAUAAAUAAAAUAAAACAACAACUUAGCUAUGUAAUUUAAUGUAAAGAGUUUAAUAAAUUGAACACAACCAAACAACUACACUAACAACACAUAAUAAAUUACAAAACAUAAAUAUACAUCAUAUACAUGCAUACAUAAAAUAACAUAAAUUAAUAACGAAACAAAACAAAAGAGAAAAAACAGUAUAAUAUCCAUUCAUCAAAUUUCUAAACAUAACGAUUUAACGAAUUUCAUGGAAAACUGCGCUCCUUACGCCUCUCCACUAAUCUACCGAUAUUUCUAUCGAUAUACAUAUAUUUAUACUACAUACAUAUAUACAUAAACAUAUACAAAUACAUCUAUAUAUAAAGAUAUAUAUAUAUAGGAAACAUACAUACUACACUUGUUUUUAGCACUUGAAUAUGCAUUAGAGCUGUCAAACUAUCGAGUGUACUAUCGAUAAAAGUAAAGACUAAAUUUACGAAUUGUGCAAAAUUAAAAUUAACAAUCUAGUAUUAAAUCCACAAAUUCAUAAUUCUUUUUAAAAAUUCUAAAAUAUUUACAAUUUCUGUUUCUUUUCCUCUACCAAAGUAUCGUUUUAAUUAAAUACUAAUUUUUAGACACAUCGAUGGUUUGAAAGCUUUAAUUUGUUUUUUUUUAUUUAACAACAACAAAAUGCAUUACUAACCCACAUACACACAUGCCAUGCAUUCACAUAUGUAUGUACAGAGUGUUGAAAUGAGGACAACAAAGAAGGGAUAGGAAAAAAGGAAAUCCGAACAGAAGAACGCAAAGCAAAAUGUCGUCACUAGAGUAACUAAAUAAAUUGUUGAAUCCAACACACACACACACACACGCAACAAAUACAUGCAUACUUAAUGCCAUAUUUCCGGAAACAAGCAGAACUUGAAGAAGAAGAAGAAGACGAAAAGAACCCAGUUUAUAACUAAGUACUAUAUGAAAUCAAAUCGCAAUCCACACGAGCGUUAGUGCAGUAAUAAAAACAAUUGUAUUAUAUCUAAGAUUUCCCCUUCCCCUCUCUCCGAAACCAAGAACAACAAACUCCGCAAACAAAACAUAAAACUAAAAGAUCUAAAAUAAUAAGAACACAAGGUUAAUUAAAUCUAAAAACAAAACAUUAUAUAUAUAUUAUUAUAUAUAUGAAAAUAUAUAUAAAUGCGGCUAUUUAUUAAGGUGAUUGCGACUUUCAGCUAAAACUAAAUUAGUAAUUGUAACAUUAAUAAAAAUUAAAAAUAAAACAAAACAAAAACCAAAAAAAAAAAAAAAACAAGAAAAAAACAAAACCAAAAAUAUUUUAAAAGCAAGCGCUUAAAUUGUACAUUUUUACAAGGCAACUGUACAUUUAGCGCCCACGGCAUAAAAAAUAAAAUUUAAAAUCUAAAAACAAAAAAGAAACUACAAAAACAAUUGAGUUAAAAAGGCACAGCAAAAUAUAUAUAAAAAUAAUAAUAAAUAAAUGAGAAAAAUGAAGUGGAAGAAGAAGCAACAUGUGGAUCGCCAGAGAGACCGAUAUGUUGCUUAGCCAGAAUGGAAAUGAGUUUAUUAAAUAUACAUUUAAAAAUUCAUAAAUAAAAAGAAGAAAAAACAAAAACUAAAAAGAAA
Messenger RNA from Drosophila sulfurigaster albostrigata, 8228 nucleotides. It is a transcript of the gene Bsg, whose product is annotated as anaphase-promoting complex subunit 3. The annotation marks the transcript as partial. NCBI's taxonomy places the organism in Eukaryota, Metazoa, Arthropoda, Insecta, Diptera, Drosophilidae. Gene Ontology annotation, cellular component: cell-cell junction. Gene Ontology annotation, biological process: cell-cell adhesion. The transcript has 9 exons. The record is from RefSeq and is a predicted model, not a curated record. Gene Ontology annotation, molecular function: cell adhesion molecule binding.